Molecule: messenger RNA, 721 nt
Organism: Punica granatum (pomegranate)
Lineage: Eukaryota; Viridiplantae; Streptophyta; Magnoliopsida; Myrtales; Lythraceae
Source: RefSeq, a predicted model, not a curated record
AUGGCGGUUGUGCCUGAAGUGAGGAAUGUCCCGGCAAGUGUGUCGGUCUUGGUGAACAAUGCCAGGAUUAGCGGAAUUAUUAUAGAUUUUAAUGCCCUUACAGCUGCCGUUGAGCGUGUUGGUGGUUGGCCAAAUAACCAGGAGUGGAAAAAGAUGGAAACCCAGAAUUACAAAUUGGCCGUAGAAUGCCUCGAAACAAACUACUAUGGUGCAAAAAGGGUGACAGAAGCUCUCCUUCCCCAACUUCAACAGUCACGUUGUGCAAGGAUAAUGUCCUUGCACAACAGUCACAUUGUGCAACAGUCACUACUCUUGCAGAAUAUUCCUGGAAAAUCAAUCAAGGAUUCCCUGGGGGACAUCGAGAACCUCACAAGAGAUCGAAUAGACGAGAUCCUCAAGGAUUUCCUGGAAGAUUUCCAGAAGGGUCAAUUAGAAGCCAAAGGCUGGCCGGAGAACAUCUCCGCAUACAAGCUGUCGAAAGCAGCCUUGAAUGCUUACACGAGGCUCCUAGCAAAAGAGUUCCCAUCCUUCCCGGUGAACAGCGUUUGCCCGGGCUUUGUCAAGACGGACAUAACUGGCAAAAAUGGAUUUCUAACCGCUGCUGAAGGAGCAGAGAGCCCUGUACACCUGGCUCUUCUCCCGGAAACCGGGCCUACUGGCCUCUUCUUCCACAGUAAAGAAGUUUCUACUUUCUGAGAAACAAAGCUCGUUAUAUAUUAUA